AUGAAUUCAAAAAUUAAAGGUAUAACGGAUGAUAUAACAUCAAUUCCACCAGAAGAACAAAGAUAUUACGCAUUAAAUGCAUUUCCUAAAGUUUUGAAGAUUGGAAGAUUUAAUUUAAAUGAGGAAUUCAUAAAAGGUUUCCUAAAUGACAUAAUGAAGAAAGCAGAUAAGGAAUAUGUGGCUAGUGAGUUAAUGAAGAAGGCAAAUUUGGUUUAUGUUGAUGAAAAAGAUAAUGAAAUUAAAGAAAGGGUUGAAUGGUAUCAUGAAUGGACAUUGGAGACUUUUAAAGUUAAAGCUGAUACAGGAUGGGUUUCAGGAUGUUUAGACCUUAAAGCAGAUAAAACUUAUGUUAACAAUGAGUUAGAGAAGAAAGCAGAUAAGGAAAAAGUUAUUUCAUUCAUUAAUACUGAGUUAGCAAAGAAAGCUGAUAUAUCAUUUGUUAAUGAAGAAAUAAAACAAUCAGAGGUCUAUUUUACUCCACCAUUUUUAAAUUUUAUGAAAUCAUCAGAUAAAACCUUUGAUAUAGAUUCUUUUGAAUGGAUAUGUUUCGAUGGAGUGACCAUGUAUUUAUUUUAUACAGGUGGAGUGCUUUAUUAUUUUAAAACAAAUGAUUUUAAAAACUAUGAAUCAUUUACUCCAUCUGUUUGGAAUCCUGAUACACGAAAGCCAAUCAUUAAUCCAAGAAUUUUAUAUGUUGAAUAUAAUAACGGUAAAUUUAUGGGAAUGAUAACAGUUGGAGAUGAUUUUUGCCCUUGUUAUUCAUUCGAUUGUAUCCAAUGGUUCAAAUGUAAUUUAAAUCAAGAUGCUAAAUUUAAAUAUCCAAAUAAUCCUAUUAGAUGUGUUAAUAAUAAAUGGGUACUAAUUUAUGAAGUCAAUCAAAUUUUCAUUAGUGAGGAUGGGAUAAAUUAUUAUAUGUUUAGUAUGAUGUCAUCAGAUUUGAAAAUUGAUUAUACAAGUAAGUGGUAUUACAUUAAC
Molecule: messenger RNA, 975 nt
Organism: Trichomonas vaginalis G3
Lineage: Eukaryota; Parabasalia; Trichomonadida; Trichomonadidae
Exons: 1
Source: RefSeq, a predicted model, not a curated record